Seriola dumerili (greater amberjack) is the source of this 4502-nucleotide messenger RNA. Its product is annotated as T-cell surface glycoprotein CD3 zeta chain-like. Lineage: Eukaryota; Metazoa; Chordata; Actinopteri; Carangiformes; Carangidae. Bases 137 to 529 code for a protein of 130 amino acids. The record is from RefSeq and is a predicted model, not a curated record. The transcript is spliced from 7 exons.
UCCACUGACAGGUAGUCAGUUCAGCCACUUCCUCUGAUCAGAGUGAGAGGAGAUCGAGGCAACUAUAAAACAGCCAGGAGAGAAAGAUAGAAAGAAAGAAAACCUUGUUUUUACAGAUAGAAUAAGAGAUAGAGACAUGGACAAGCUGAUGACAGGUGUGAUUCUGCUGUUUGUGCUCCCGGUGCCUGUUUCUUGUAUUGAGGGUUUUUUCGCUGAACCGGUCAUGUGCUAUUUCCUGGAUGGGAUCCUGAUGAUUUACUGCAUUGUCGCCACUGUGUUCUUCUUCAGAGAAAAGUUUUCCUACAAACCAUCUGUGGCUGUUGUAGUGUCCGAAGAAAAUGGUGGCAUUUACCAGGAGCUUGAGAGACCAAAAGACGCUGAUCCUUAUGAGGUGCUUGAACCAUCAAAAAGAAAGAAAAAGGCUGCCAAGAAAAAGAAAUCUGAGUCGACCCGACCUGAGGAGAAGGAUAAAGAUCCCUACGAAUCGUUGAUCAUCCCUGCCCCACUUCCACCUAAGUCUCCCCAGUGAGGCCGUGCAUGGCAACUCCUGAGUCAGCAGCAUUGUUCAUUGCAGCAUCUAUUAUGAUAAUAAUAAUAAUAAUAAUAAUAAUAAUAAUAAUAAUAAUAAUAAUAAUCAAAUGUUUAAAUUGUAAAUGAAGCAAAAAUGCCAGAUAUUCUGUGGAUCCAGAUGUGUUGCUUUCCUCUGUUAUAAGUGAUAGUCCCUUAAGUAUCUUUGGGUUUUAAACUGCUGAUUAGACAAAACAGGUCAUUUGAAGACAUCACUUUGAUUUCCACAUUUCCACAUUUUGUGUAAAAACAAAGUCUCCAGCCAUGCUAAUAUAUACACAGCCAUAUAAUGUUUGCUGUGCGUUAGUAAGCUAACAUUUGCUUAUUAGGUAACAUUUUAUCAGCAUGCACAACAUCUAAUAAAUGUUUCUAACAUUAUACCGUUGUAAGCACAUAUGAGGACGUGUUCAUUAACUGUGCUAUUUUUCAAUUAAGACACAUUGUAUAAAUGCAUUAAUAAACUCCAAUAUCUCCUUACAACUACAUUAUAGUGUGUUUUAAACAAUUCAAUAAGUGUUUAUGUUGUGCUAAAUAGGGGUGCUUAGUGUUACCGCUAAUUAGCACUCAACCCAACAGGCUUAUUGGAAGGUCAGUUUCUAAGUGUUGAAGAAGUUUAUAUUUUGCCUGAUUAUUACAAUUAAUCCUGUUGCGGGACCUGAGUGUGUGUGCCAAAUUUGCAAGCAAUAGAUCUAAUACUUGCUGAGAUAUUUUAGUCUGGGCCAAAGUGAUGAACGAAGCGACCUACACUGCCAUCCAUAAAGUCCCCUGCACCUGCUAUAAAUCAUCACACCAGUUAGCUUUAUCCUGUAACUGAAUGUCCAAUUAAAGACAAAGCACAUGUCAAAACACUUGGAAAAUGGUUUAAUGAUGUUUACAACAAAAGAGAACUGUACAGUUACAGUAAAAGAUUAUCUUUAUAUGUGUAUAAAAACAAAACAAACAAAAAUACAGCAGACAAAUGCAUCAAAAUCUACUAUGUAUCCUGAUUCACAUACUUAAAACUCCUACACAAUCUUUCAGUUCUAUGCCGCCACAAGUGGAGGCUUUUUUUUUUUGUUUUUUUUUGUUUUUUUUGUCUUGUAGUCAGAUCGGAGCAGUGUCCCUCAGUGUUGUAGUCCAUAAUGGAAACCAAAACUCCUUACAUUAGAGUCCUGGAAAGUCAACUCUUGUCAGACUGCAGAAUAAGAAAAAAGGGAAAUAAAACCAGGACACAUUCCUUUAGAUGAGCCCAAGCUUCCAAGGUGAGUAGUAAAUGUUUUACAGAAUGCAUUUCUUGAGAUACACAGACUUAAUAUGUACAUGGUUGGCGUUUUUUUUUCUUUUUCUUAUUUUUCUCUCUUGUUGAAGCCAUGGUCACUUGGGCUGUGAACUGAUAAAUCACACACGACACACCCAAAAACAUACAAAAAUACUAUAUCUUUAACCUACCAAGAGUAAGACAGUUUUGCAAUUAGUUCCAUGCUGUGACAGAAAAAGGAGAUUACAACAAACAAAUGAGAAACAGACGCUUUUCACGCAAGUUUAUCUCAGAAAUAUACCAAAAUAUACAUCUAAGCUUUGGAAUUACUGAGGCUAGGACUAAAGCCAGUGCUGGGUUUGUCUCUUAAUACACAUGCUGCAGGGUGGAAGGGAGAGAAAACAGAGAGAGAGACAGGACAGAGAGAUAUCUUUGGUAUCUGCAUUUGUCAAAAGUUAAAUAUUUGGAUUUUUUGCUUUGGGAUAGCGCUUGUGAGGUCCUACAACCUCACCUAGAGUAAAGCAUUAAACAAAGUGUCACUGAAGCCCGUCGGCCAGAGGUCUGAGCCGGAGGGACACAGUCCAUGCAGAGUGAAGGACCAUGAUGCAUAGUGUCACAGCUGAUCAGAGUCUGUAGUGAAGAGACAAUGUCAAAGGAGAGAGCGGAAGAGGGGAAGGUGGGAGGGAGGAAGAGGAGGGGGGGGGGGCACAGCAGUGAGUUUUAGGGACCGCAGGAUGUAUAUUCCUGGAGACAACAGGGUAAUGUCCUGGGACUACAGUGUACAGGUGAUGAGGAAGAGACACACGCACUGUGAGAGGCAGGAACAGCAUUUUUCACCACAGUCCUUGAGAGAGAGAGAGAGAGAGAGAGAGAGAGAGAGAGAGAGAGAGAGAGAGAAAGAGUGGAGGGGGAACAUCCUAGCAACAGCGCUCAAGACAAACAAACAUACAGAGUCCUGAGCAUGUACAGUGUGCACAGGAGUAACCCUCAGCGUGUAUUAACAAACAUCACCCAGCUACCACCGGAUUGGUUCGUGUCUGUCGGAGAGAAGCCCGCUCACCUCCCGCUCAGCCCCCUCCGAUCCCCGCCCACAGGCACUGAAACCGCUGCACCGGCGGGAUGCCGGAGUGUUUUGUUUUUCCGGGCGGAUACACAUUCGCAUGCAAUAAAAAGCAAACUUUUUUUUUUUUUUUUUUUUUUUUUUUUUUUUACAGAUGAACCGAGGACUCGGGUGAGAGCGUGCAGCCGGGAUUUGAUGCUGAGCAGUGAGACGGGGAUGGGCGGGAGAUGGUGUCGUUCGUUUACAAUCAAGUUAGAAGUCUUUGGUUAAUGUUGGUAUCACAGGGGAAGCGAGAGCGGGCUGCGACAGCGCACCGUCAUGUGGGAAGACUUGUUCAUACCUGUACCUGAUCGGAGUGAAAAUAAAAUUAAAAAUUAAAAAGAAGAAGAAAAAAAAAAAAGGAUUGUCAAACUUAAAAAAAUGUUUAAACAUGGAGGGGGUGUUAAAAUGCACGUCUACCUAGACCACAUUAAUCAAAUGACCCAUUUAUAUCAUAGAGAGUAACUCUGAACUGACGACUAAGGACAAAAGAAACAUUUAUCUGAAGUUACAACAAAUAAUUUCCACCAAAUGCUGAAAUAUAUCAGUGUGCAGCAUAAGAACACCAAACAGUGAAAGAAAAACAGCAGACAUUCAUGGGUACUGGUGUGAAUUCUGUCUCCCCCUUGUGGCGACAUUUUUCCGACACCCUUCACUAAGUACAGGUAUGACCAGGCUUCUCCACGGACACAAGUUUGAGUAUUUUCAUCUUUUUUUUUUUGUGAGAUUUUAUAAAAUAUUUUUCUUAUUUCUUAAGUAGAUUAAAGCAGGUUUCACUCAGUCUUGAGUUAGAAAUGAGGUAUACAACAGCUCCUUUGCCUUACUGGUGCUCCACACUUCCUUUGUCAACGUUAAAUACCAGCAAACCAGUGUGGUGGAUCAACAUACAACAACUUGACGAGUGGCUGAUCCACGAGCGCAUGUCAAAAUCUCUGAAUCACCCACUGAAACUGAAGCAUUAAAGCCAAGUCAGUGGCAAUAAGUUCAUCAGUUGUCAGCUAAUAAGAUCAUAAGUAGAACACAAACUGUAGUUUUACCAUAAUAAAUCAAAAACUGGCUUGCUUAAAGGCUCUAGUUAAUCAGUAGAGAACCCCCCUCUGGACAAACAACAAAAAUAAGUACUCUCAUGUCUCACCCUUUUAAAAAUCACUCUCAAACACCCGCUGGAAGAUGGGAAAAAUGCACUAUAAUGGUUUGCAGACUGCCCUCACUAUUCUCUCUUUGUAAGACACACUCACACACACACACACACACCCACCUGCUGGAAUUAUUAGUAAAGCUUUUCUAACAGGUAUUCAACCUGUCUGAGUCACACCUAAAAACAUAGGUAGCAACGUAAUCAUCGCACGCACCAAAAUGCCCAAAGUACACUGUAUUGUUUCGCUGAAAACAAUGCACCAGGUGAGCUCAACGCUCAAGCUCGCACUCACACUCACACACAACAACAAUGCUACAAUGCUCAUGUCUUCUACGUAACAAUAAGGCAUAAAUGAUAAUGUUAAUCUUCUUUGUCAAACUAAGAAAGCCAGUGAUCUUGCCCUCUCACACUAUACAAAACAAUUAAAGGCAUAAAGUAAUAUUAAAAAACAAAAAAAAAAG